Phlebotomus papatasi is the source of this 5292-nucleotide messenger RNA. RefSeq names its product tetratricopeptide repeat protein 7B (gene Ttc7). The transcript has 5 exons. The record is from RefSeq and is a predicted model, not a curated record. Gene Ontology annotation, cellular component: plasma membrane. Gene Ontology annotation, biological process: protein localization to plasma membrane; phosphatidylinositol phosphate biosynthetic process. Gene Ontology annotation, molecular function: protein binding. Bases 90 to 2552 code for a protein of 820 amino acids. NCBI's taxonomy places the organism in Eukaryota, Metazoa, Arthropoda, Insecta, Diptera, Psychodidae.
AGUGUAGUGUUGAAGUUUUGACGGAUUCCUUGGGAAAAAUUUUCAAUAUUGUUUUCCUGUGUCCUGGAUCAUCCCAGUAGAUUCCAAAGAUGACCAGCCGAAGCCGUGGUAGUGGGAAGAUUGAAAUGGCAAUUGAGAAUUGCCGGAGUGAGGGAAAGUGGAAGAAAGUGAUAGAAUUGGCAGAGGAACUGAAAUUAGGAAGCCCUCACUACGAGAGUUUGUCCAAUUUCCUGAUAGGGGAGGGAAAACUGGAGAGUUUUCUCGAUGAAAAUCCACCUAUUGAAGCAAAUUAUGCCAAGGCCAAAACUGGUCUCUCCGAAGCCAAAAAUUACCUCCAAAUGGUCACUGGCGAGGAUGGCCAGAGGGCAGGAAUCGCCCUGGAUGCUCAUCUGUUGCUAGCAAAGUUAGCUUAUGCAUGUGGGCAGUACAAUGAAGUUCUUGAGCACUUUGUCAAGGCUGAAUUGAAUUCUCUGAGUGAGAAGGAACUCACGCCGAGGAGUUUAAGAAUCCUAGCAGAGUCUUAUGCCAUUAAAGGGUUGAGUUUGGAGAAUCAGGGGCCACAGAAAGGAUCUUCCCGGUACAAAAUAGCCGAGAGGGAAUCUGAAAUGAUUAAUUCUUUCGAACGUGCUGCAGACUUGGGGUUACUGUAUCUGCAGGAUCAGGACAGUGUGGCCAAUACAACUGCAACAGAACCAAGAAGAAUGGGAGCAAUUCUGGAGACUGCACUUCAGAGAGCUCCAAUUGUUCUGAUAAAGGCAGGUAAGCUUCAAGAAGCCAUUGACAGAUAUCGAUCAAUGUUGAGAGCCGUUGAGGCCAAAACAACGCAAACCCUGAGACUCACACUGGCCAGACAAUUGGCUGAGGUGCUUCUGCGAGGUGUCUCAGGAACAAUCUAUACCCCACCGACCACCUCAACUCUCCCACGGAACGCCAAUGCCAGUUCCAAGAAACUCUGGAAACCUCACAAGUAUUCCGGCCGGAAUCAAUUUCUCCCACGCAAUCAGCAUGAAGAAACAAUCCUUCUGCUCUUGAUCUCGGAAGCCCUGGCCGUCAGGGAUGCUGUUUUGUCAGUGAGCCCAGAAUUCCGGGAAGCUCGGGCUCAUACGAUUGGCAAUGCAACUGCAGUGUAUGAUCUUCUGGCCCUGGCCACAGUUCGCUGGGGCUUGACAUCGCUGCUGCAUCAGAGUUUCGAGAAGGCUCUGAAGUUUACUUUUGGGGAGCAGCACGUUUGGCGUCAGUAUGCUCUGAGCCUGGCAGGUACGGGGAAUCAUGCUCAGGCUGUGAGAGCUCUCUCGGAAUCUUCCCUCCUGGUGCCCACAGAUCCACUUCCUUGCCUCAUGUCAGCUCGUCUGUGUUAUGAACAUUUGGGCAGGAUGCAAGAGGGAAUUGAGCAUGCCCAGAAAGCCCUCAGCAAAGAAGUGAAGGGACUGAGGCCAUCCCGAGCACAGUUGCUGGUGGGAAUUGGUUGGCAGCAAAUUGCUCUGGGCUUUACUCUGAGGUCAGAACGGGAGAAGUACCAUAAACAGGCUCUGGAGGCCUUUGAAAAGGCUGUUCAGGCUGAUCCAAAUGAUCACCUGGCUGAAUACUACCUGGCACUGCAAUUUGCUCUGACACAUGACAUUCCCUCAGCCGUGGUGCACAUCCAGACAGCCCUGGCCCUGCGAGCUGAGCAUGCCAACAGCCUACAACUCUUUGCGCUCCUUCUGACAGCCAAUCGACGUCACAAGGAGGCUUUGGUUGUCGUUGAAGAUGCCAUCCUGGAGUUUCCGGACAAUUUGAGUCUGUAUCAGUUGAAGGCGCAAUUGGAACUGCAUCUAAAUGAGGGCGAGAGGGCUUUGGCGACCACUCAAACUUUGUUGAUGAAGUGGAAAGAGUUGUACGAGAAUCAAUUGUCCGGGGAAUCCACAGCAGAUGUCAUGGAGAAGCAUUCGGACACUAGAAGUACUCAUCAUCAUUCUUCACAGCUCUCGGACAGGGAUUCAAGUUCUGUCCAUGCUGCUUCAAUAUCCGCCUCUCGCAUCGAACAGGCUCUAAGUGAAGCUGCUAGUUCUCUGAGUUCCUUUAGUCCGCGCCAGGGGCCCCAGAAAGCUCUAGUCCUGCAAAUACGCAUUUGGCUCCUAAUGUCAGAUGUCUAUUUGGCUCUGGAUCAACCCUCAGAAGCCAUGAAUUGUGUCCAAGAAGCAGCUACUAUCAAUCUUCUGUCACCUCAGGUAAUGUACCAACGUGGUCAGGUAUAUCUCCAUCAGAAUCAGUUGACUGAGGCCAAGCAGAACUUCCUGGAUGCUGUAUCGGUUAAUCCCUAUUUUACCGAUGCCCUUAGGGCCCUAGGUGAAACUUACCAUUUGCUAGGUCAGCCUAGGCUAGCUGAAAAAGUCCUAAGGGAUGCUGUACAAAUUGAUCCAAAUCAUGCUCAUCUGUGGUUCACCCUUGGACAAGUGCUGGAGACACUAAAUGAUUUCGAAGCGGCAGCUGACAGUAUGGCCAGUGCCCUACAACUCGAAACUCAUUGUCCGGUACUUCCAUUUACAUCCGUAGCUUUAACGUUUGAGUAAGGAAAGAGUGGUUCGUGAUUUGUCUUCAGUGAUUUCAUCUCAAUUCUGCAUAACAUUCUUCAUUAAAGAAGAGACUUUCAGAUGAAGGAUCCUAGAUUGUUAAGGAUGAUUUCGAAAAGAGAUUUCUCGGGAAAAUUUCGUGUUCUUAAUUCUUAUAUUUAUAGGAAUACAAUAGUCUUCCUAAACCUUUGUUACUGUUCGGUAUUUUUUACCACAUAAAUUUAGGUUCGUUGCAAUUAAAUUCUACAACUUGUUCCCUAACGACGAAAAUUCUUGGUCCGAUAUUACAUUUUUCAGAAUAUCUUUUAAUUUGAAAAUGAGAAAAUAAUUUGAAUUUUAAAUCCAGGACUUUCUUCUUAACUUCGAAAGCUUACAGGUUCUAGGCUUGCUUCAGUAGAAAAACUAAAGUUCGAAACCAAUUCAAGUUUUUAAAUUUCAAUUUAGUUUUUCGAAGAUUUUUUGGUUUGAAAUUAAAUAAAAAAAAAUAAUCUGGAAUUUAGGAUCUUGAUUUCAGGAUUUGGAGGAUUUCAUAAGCUUAAAUUUAGGUGCUAUUGAUUUCCACAUAUUCUAGGUUCUUAUUUUGAUUUGAGUUUCUUAUAAACAUAUUGCAAUGAGUCUAGGCCUCAGUGGAUCAGUGGAUAGAGCAGUGGCUAUGGUGAGGUCGAGGGUUCGAGACUGGGCAGCUGCAGAUUUUUCAGCUGCUGUAAUAGUCUCGAAUUCGUCCAGUGAAUGAAUGGAAAAGUAAUGCCAAUACAUUGACAAUGAACCGCCUAAAAAGAGAGGUUGGUAUAGGAAAUAAGUUUCGACAUGCAGAGUUCAGUCGAAUACAAAUACUCAUUCACUGCCCAGAUCCACAAACCAAGGUUGGUUUACCGUGAUAUAAAGCGGUACUGUGUGUAUCAGAACGCACACAGAGCACUGUGAUAUGGAGCAGGUUUACUCGCUUUGGGGGUUAAGAUAGAACAGGAGAAUGGGGAGUGCAUAAUGGGCCCAAAUAAGUGGCCUGGGUGCAGCGGUUCCGCAAGGAAUAUAACCGACCCAUAGACAAAUCUGAAUCUUAAUCUUGCAAUGAGUCUUCGUUUUUUUAGCUCGAGGUACCGGUGAUAUUAAUUUCGAAAAUAGGAUUUAAGUUUCUUCUGGUCCUAGUAGGUUCUCCAUGAAUCCAAGAAAUCUAACAGCCGGCCUUAAUAAUAUUGAAAAAAAUCGGUGUUCAAUCUCUUAGUUCCAGAUAUCAGUGCUAUAACUUCGAAAAUAGAAUUCGAUUUUAUUUUGAGCCCUGCAGUUGUACUACGGAUCCUAGAACUCGCCUAUAGAUAUUUCAAUUCUAGAAACAGAUUGUAAAUCUUGAAAAUUGUUAGGUUCUCAUUUUGCUCUGACCUCGGAAAUUGAAUUGUGAACUUUAAGUUUAAACUCGCUUUUUAGGAUUUUAAUUCUAGGUGCCGGCAUUAUUAAAUUCGAAAAUAGGUUCCAACUUAAUUUUGUUAGCACUAGCUUCUCCCCAAAGGUUAAAUCCCCCGGUGGUAUUUGGAUUUGACAACGUAGAUGUCGUACAGGUGCAAAUUGUAAAUCCCGAAAAUUGUUAAGUUCUUAUGUUGGUUGGACCCCGCAGUUGUAUUAUGAACGCUGAACCUGUUCUUCGACUUUUUAAUUCAAGAUACCGGUGUUAUUAAUUCCGAAAAUACCUAGGUUCCAAAUUUAUUUUGGUCCUAGUAGAUGUUUAGGGAAUCUUAAAACCGUUUUUUCAGCCUCUAAUUCUAGGUACCACCCUUAUUAAUUUCGAUAUUUAGUUACAAGUUUACGUUAGGCCUUGAGUUGCCAUUAGGAACCUCGGAACAGGUCUUUAGAUUUUUAAAUCUAGGAUUUCGAUAAAUUUAAGAAUGGUUAAGUUUCUAAAUUUCUUUUAUCCCUGUUCAUUCCUGAAACUUUAUGGCCCUGAUCUUUAGCAUUAUAACUCCUGACAAGGGUAUUGUAAAAUAGGUUCAAGUUUGCUUUAACUUCUGUAAUCGCCCUAUUCUGUAGUCGUAGUCUCUUAACUUCAGAUAGUAGAGUUAUCAAUUUCGAAUUUAUGUUUACGUUGCAAGUUUUGGAACCUGAAUGAUCUAAUCGGACACCUAAAUACGAAGAUCCUAGAUGAAUAUAGGUUUUAAAUUUGUGUCUUUAAGGCAACGCUUUAAUUUUUUCUAUUUUGGGAAGCAAUUUAGGUUCUUUAACGACCGUAGAACCUAUUCUCAGUUUAGACUUUUAUAUCAAGAAACUCUGUUGGAACCUAGAAUAGCUUCAAAACGCCUGUAUAUUUUCUGAAGUGUUUUUAGGCUCCCUUUUUACAACUAAAUCUCGGAUCCUAGAUUUUGAAAGACUAAAAAAUUAGCAGAUCCAAGUUAGGUUCCAAAAAUUGGAUAGGAGGAUUUUUUUCAGUUUGAAAUGGUUUCUGGAACCUAGCUCUAGUAAAAUUCAGUAUUUGUAGGGUUUUAUUAUUAGGUUCAGCAAAUAGGAUGCAGUCUAAACAGUAACGGUAACUUUGGUGUUGUUCUCAAGGAAUCUCUUCAGAAGAAAUCCAUCCUUAGCAGUGAACCGGUGAAUGGGAUCGGGUUCAAGGGGAGGGAUAGCAAACUGUUGAUCUUGUUGAGUAUUUUAUUGAAAUCUAUAUCGUCGUUGAUGCAUUUUAGUGGCUUGUUGGUGAGCAUCUAGGAAGAAGCUCGUAUAUUAAUUUGAAAGGAAGAAUAAAAGAAUAAAUAGAAGA